AUGAAAGAACAAGAGAUUUCUCAUGAUGAAAAAAUUGGUAAAAAAUAUAUUUACAAGAAAAUGAAUAAAAAACAGAUGAAUAAGAAAAAAAAAGAGAUAGUUAAAAAAUGUAAUAAAGUUAAGAAAAAUGAAAACAUAGUUUUUGAAACAAAUGACUCAAAUAUUAUAAAAAAUAAUAAUUUAGAUGAAAUAAAAAAUGAUAUAAAUGAAUGUAUUAAAGAUGCCAUACCUAAGAGAAUACCAAAUAUUAGUAGAGAUUUAAAAAUUGAUUUGUUUGUAGCUAUUCCUUCAACAAUAAUAAAUAACAAAAGUGAUGUUAUUAAAUCAUAUUUGUCGAGCUAUUUAGCAAGAAUAUUCACAAUUUUUUCAAUUUCGAAAAUAUAUAUAUAUGAUGAUCAGUUAAGAAAUGAAAACGCAAUAAAAGCGCAAAAAAAUGAUUUCAUUAAUGAAAAUAGUUAUAAAAGAAAUGAAAAUAAAAAUAAUAAUGAUAAGAAUGAAGAAAAAAAUAAUAGGAAAUAUAACAAUAAUAACCAAGGAAGUAAUAAUGAUUCAAUAAAUGAAACUAUAAAAAAAAAAUCUUAUGAAUAUUCAUAUUUAUGUAAAUAUUUGCAUUAUAAUUUGCAAUAUUUAGAAACUCCACAGUAUUUAAGAAAACAUUUAUUUCCUAUAACCAAUUUCUUAAAAAAUUCUGGAAUUAUGAAUCCAGUAGAUGCACCACAUCAUUUAAGAAGUGAUGAGUGGCUUCCAUUUAGAGAAGGAGUAGUCAUAAAAAAAGAAUCUAAAGGGAUUAUUGUUGAUGUUGGAUUAUUUUCAAAUGUCUUCAUAAAAGAUGAAAACUAUAUAGACACUGGGACAAGAGUUACAGUAUUAUUGAAUUCAGAUUCUUUUCAACUUUUUCAGAAAAAGAAUUCUAAAAUCUUAUUACCUGGAAAGUUAAUUCAUCCAACAAUACCUAAAUUAUUUAAUUUAUAUUGGGGAUAUUCUAUAGAAAUUUUAAAAAAUGUCAGUGAUAUUUUUAAUUUGCCAGUUGAUUAUAUUAUUGGAACCUCAGAAAGAGGAAAUAAUAUAAGUGAUUCAAUUUUAUCAUUUAAAAAUAUAAAAUCAGUACUUAUUGUUUUUGGAAAUAAAGAUGGAUUAGAAAAUUUGUUAAUUAAAGAAAAAGAAGAAGAAAAAAAAAAAAAUUAUUCUACUGAAAAAAAAAUCAAGGUAUUAAAUAAAAUUUUAAAAAAAUUUGAUUUAUUUAUUAAUACAUGUCCCUUUCAAACAUCACGAACAAUAAGAACUGAAGAAGCAAUAACUAUAACUUUAUCAUUGUUACAUAAUAUUCUCAAAUAA
Molecule: messenger RNA, 1335 nt
Organism: Plasmodium relictum
Lineage: Eukaryota; Apicomplexa; Aconoidasida; Haemosporida; Plasmodiidae
Product: RNA methyltransferase, putative
Exons: 2
Coding region: 1-1335 (444 amino acids)
Source: RefSeq, a predicted model, not a curated record